CUCGCGCGGCUUCCCCGGGAGGCCCGCCGGCGCGCCGGGGGCACCGGGUCGGCACACCGGCUGCUCCGCCCUGGGGCCCGGGGGCGGGGAUCGCGGGGCCUUCCGGCCGAGACGGCUGCGCCCGCGACUUCUCCCUCCGGCCUGGAAGGGGCGGCGCCGAGCGAGCUGGGGCCUGGGGAUACGCCGGCUGCGGUGUGGCCCAGAGACCCUCCUCCCCAGCCCGCUCCGCAGAGCUCUGGCCGCCUCCCCGCCCGGCGACGGCGCCCCUCCCCCAGGUCCGGAAGACUGAGGCCUCCGAGCUCCCCACUAACAGGUCCGGGCUUGUGGGGGCGCGGCUUGGAGAGAGCUGGCAGGGUUCGAAUUGAAGUCUGAAGGUGGGAAUCUGGGGACUCACUGGGUCUCUGGAGAUCAGCAUCAGGGAUUUGAGCCUCUCUCAGGGUUGGAGGUGUUUCCAGGGGUGGCUCAAAAGUAAGGGCUAUGGAAAAUCAGGGCUGAGUGCGGGUGGCCCACACCCCUCCCACCAGCUGGAGGCAUCCGCCAAGUUCCAGCGGGUGCCGGGGGGUUUACAGUCAGAAGAGGGAACAAGGCCGGCCAAUUGUGGGGGCCCCUGACUCCCCCUUUUCCAGGCCAAUCUGCUGAGCAAGCCUUUCCAUGGAGGAUGCCAGCGAGGACCCCACCGUAUUCAGUGCCCAUUCUCUGCCCGGUGACCCCCGGCUCUUCGCCACCGUGACCAACACAUACUUGGGCACGCGUGUGUAUCAUGACACGCUGCAUGUGAGCGGCGUGUACAAUGGGGCUUGUGGGGACACACACCGGGCCAUUCUGCCUAGUCCCCUCAACGUCCAGCUGGAGGCCCCUGCAGAGACCGGAAAUCAGCUGACCAAGACCUUUGCCCUGGACACUAAUACAGGCUCCUUUCUGCACACUCUAGAGGGCCCCAGCUUCCGGGCCUCCCAGCGCCUCUACGCCCACCGCACGCUGCCUCACGUCCUGGCUUUCAGUGUGUCCAUCACCCGCAUGGCCGGGGAGAGCCGACCCAUUACGGUGCUGCUGCAGUCGACCUUCUCCCCAGAAAGCCCGGACCUUCACCUGCAUCUGGGUCCUGACUUCCAGGGAGCCCGGUACCUUUGUGGCCACACACUCACCCCAGAGCAACCUGGGGGGCCGCAGCAGGAGGUACACAUGCUAUGGACACCAGUGCCCCCAGCUCUGACCCUCGGGGAAAGCGAAGAAGACCGGACCUGGGAGUUCCUGACCGUGGUGGGAGGCAGCCAGGCGGAGGCCCAAGCCUGCCUCACGGAGGCCCUGCAGCUGCAGGCGGGGGCCGCUCUGUACCCUGCCCACGCCCAGGCCUGGGCCCAGCUCUGGGCUGGCUGUGGCCUGGACGUGGUGGGGCCCCUACCUCUGCGCCAGGCCCUGCGUGGUGCCCUCUAUUACCUGCUCAGUGCGCUGCCCCAGCCGGGGGCCCCAGGGUACGCCAGCCAUGGCCUCAGCCCUGGGGGCCUGUCCAAUGGGAGCCGAGAGGAAUGCUACUGGGGCCAUGUCUUCUGGGACCAGGAUCUCUGGAUGUUCCCAAAUAUCCUGAUGUUCCACCCAGAGGCCGCCAGGGCCCUCCUGGAGUACCGCAUCCGGACGCUGGGUGGGGCCCUAGACAAUGCCCGGAGGCUGGGCUACCAGGGAGCCAAGUUUGCCUGGGAGAGUGCGGGCUCUGGUCUGGAGGUGUGUCCGGAGGACAUUUAUGGGACCGAGGAAAUUCAUAUAAACGGAGCUGUGGUGUUGGCUUUCCAGCUUUACUACCACGCCACCCAGGACUUGCAGCUCUUCCAAGAGGCCGGUGGCUGGGACGUUGUCAGGGCUGUGGCUGAGUUUUGGUGUAGCCGUGUGGAGUGGAGCCCUGAGGAGGAGAAGUACCACCUGAAGGGAGUCAUGCCCCCCGACGAGUACCAUCCGGGGGUCGACAACUCGGCGUACACCAACGUCCUGGUCCAGAACAGCCUGCGCUUUGCGGCUGCCCUGGCCCAGGACCUGGCUCAGCCUGUCCCUGGUGAAUGGCUGGCGGUGGCCGAUAAGAUCAAGGUGCCCUUCGACCCAAGGCGGAACUUCCACCCUGAGUUUGACGGGUACCAGCCUGGAGAAGAGGUGAAGCAGGCAGAUGUCGUGCUCCUGGGAUACCCCAUCCCUUUCCACUUGAGUCCUCAUACCCGCAGGAAAAACCUAGAGAUUUAUGAGGCCGUGACAUCCCCAAAGGGCCCUGCCAUGACCUGGAGCAUGUUUGCAGUGGGCUGGAUGGAGCUGAAGGAGCCACGGCGGGCGCAGGACCUCCUGGAGAGGAGCUUUGCCAACAUCACGGAGCCCUUCAAGGUGUGGACAGAGAAUGCAGAUGGGUCCGGCGCUGUGAACUUCCUGACGGGCAUGGGGGGCUUCCUGCAGGCAGCACUGUUCGGAUUCACGGGGUUCAGGAUCACAGGGGCUGGCAUGACCUUCGACCCCAUGUGUCUGGCAGAGGUCUCUGGGGUACGCAUCUACGGCAUCUCUUACCAAGGGAACAAGCUUGACUUCUCCUUCUCCGAGGACUCAGUGACGAUCGAGGUUAAAACCCGGGCAGGGCCCUGGGCCCCCCUGCUGGAGGCUGAGCUGUGGCCAUCACACACUCGACUCCCCCUGCUCCCAGGGUACAGAGUCUCCUUUCCCUCCUCAGCUGGACGGAUACAGAGGUCACUCUCAUAGGAAGCAGAGGCAGCAAGUUGUUCUCUUAAGAGUUUCCUAGGAGAAUUUUUGGAAGACGUUAGACACCUGCCCCAGAACCCACAGGACCCCCUGUGGGACACCAUUGGGUCCUCCAACCCCCACCAGUUCCCUUGCCCUGGCGCUGUCUUGGCCACUGCACCUGACUGAUCAGGGCUUCAGGGAUGUCUCGGGUCCUCUCAUCUGCCCGCUCCCUCUGUGGGCGCCCCCAGCUGGCUGCACCCUCAUCAACACCCUCCUGGUCGGCUGAGUCCCUCCCUCCUGCCCAUUCUCCAACCAGCAGUCAGGCUCACAGGCUCCAGGGAAAGUCUGAAUUCGUUGGCCCAAAGUUUAAGAAGGUCUGCCUCCAGCCUGAGCCCCUCCCCCAAUGGCCUCCUCAGCCACAUCUGUGCCUGCCUUUGUGGCUGACACCUGCCGCACCUGUCCCUUCCCCAGGAUGCCUCAGGGUGGGUUGGGGGCGUGGCUUCCUCUCUGCCGAGGAGACAGAGACAGGUGCAGGCCUCAGUGUGAGGGAUGGCAGGGGUGGGGCAUGAGGCAGAAUUGCUCAGUCCCCUGCAGAAUCCCUCAGGAUUCUCAUUUGCGGACCAAAAAGGAGGAACCUGGUGUGUCCGACAGAUGGGGUCGGGCACGGUGGGGUCGAGGGGCUCUCAGGCUGUCGUGGACCCUCCGCAUCCUCAGUCCUUGGCUGCUCCAGCCCCUGGGCCACUUCGGUCAGGUUGGAUGGUCUCCAUCACAGGCCUUUCCUCAGCCAAGAAGAGAGGGGGAUGGGCUGCAGAGCGAGACCUUACAUCUUCCCUCUGACCAGCCAGAAGAACUGAGGCCAAGUGUGCAUGGCUUCAAGGCCACAGGCCUGGGCCCAUCUGUGCUGACGGGCUGCCCAUGGCCCGAGGCUCUGUUCAGCCUCUCCCCCUGGGGCCUCAGCCCCCCAGCUGGCACUCCCACGUUGGGUCCUUGGGAAUUUCUCAAGAGUGAGAUGAGAUCUGCCACCACAGUCUUGGUGAGAGCCCGAGGAAUUAAAGUUGCGUGCCGAGGAAAGUUUGCCCUCA
Molecule: messenger RNA, 3791 nt
Organism: Felis catus (domestic cat)
Lineage: Eukaryota; Metazoa; Chordata; Mammalia; Carnivora; Felidae
Gene: PGGHG
Product: protein-glucosylgalactosylhydroxylysine glucosidase
Exons: 13
Coding region: 652-2727 (691 amino acids)
Biological process (GO): carbohydrate metabolic process
Molecular function (GO): catalytic activity
Source: RefSeq, a predicted model, not a curated record